Metarhizium robertsii ARSEF 23 is the source of this 828-nucleotide messenger RNA. Its product is annotated as 14-3-3 protein. Gene Ontology annotation, cellular component: cytoplasm. The record is from RefSeq and is a predicted model, not a curated record. Gene Ontology annotation, biological process: signal transduction. Lineage: Eukaryota; Fungi; Ascomycota; Sordariomycetes; Hypocreales; Clavicipitaceae. The coding region runs from base 1 to 828 and encodes 275 amino acids. The transcript is spliced from 5 exons.
AUGACCACUGAGCGUGAAAGCAAGACCUUCCUCGCCCGCCUCUGCGAGCAGGCUGAGCGCUACGAUGAGAUGGUCACCUACAUGAAGGAGGUUGCCAAGCUCGGCGGUGAGCUGACCGUCGACGAGCGUAACCUCCUCUCCGUUGCCUACAAGAACGUCGUUGGCACCCGCCGUGCCUCGUGGCGCAUCAUCUCUUCCAUUGAGCAGAAGGAAGAAUCCAAGGGUUCCGACAAGCACGUCUCUACCAUUAAGGAAUACCGUUCCAAGAUCGAAACAGAGCUGGAGAAGGUCUGCGAGGAUGUUCUCAAUGUUCUGGACGAGUCUCUCAUCCCCAACGCUGCCUCUGGCGAGUCCAAGGUCUUUUACCACAAGAUGAAGGGUGACUACCACCGAUACCUUGCUGAGUUUGCCUCGGGUGAGAAGCGCAAGGGUGCUGCCACUGCUGCUCAUGAGGCUUACAAGAACGCCACCGACGUUGCUCAGACUGACCUUACUCCCACUCAUCCCAUCCGCCUGGGUCUGGCUCUGAACUUCUCAGUCUUCUACUACGAGAUUCUCAACUCGCCCGACCGUGCUUGCCACCUCGCCAAGCAGGCCUUUGACGAUGCCAUUGCCGAGCUCGACUCACUCUCUGAGGAGUCCUACCGCGAUAGCACUCUGAUUAUGCAGCUGCUGCGCGACAACUUGACGCUGUGGACUUCAUCCGACAACGCCGAGGCCGAGGGCGCUGGUGCUGCUGAUGCCCCCAAGAAGGAGGAGGGCGAGGCUGCGGACAAGCCUACUGAGGAGGCCAAGGCUGAGGAGCCCGCGCCUGAGUCCACCAACUAA